AUGCCGAACUUGGUAGCUAGCCCUGAGUUUUAUGAUGAUGAAGCAGUGGGGCCGUUUCCAGCACGCUUUGACUUCUGGUUUCCUGUCGUCAAGGCUGGCCGCAGGCGCUCGUGUUCUCCGUUGUGUUCGCGUCUUAUUGGCAAGCCUUGGCUGGGUGCUGCAGCAGUGACUCAAAUAUCUUCACCUUGUUUCCUCUUCCCAGUGUUAUACUUCGUUCCUGAAGUGAUAGACAAUAACCUGCGAUAUUGUUUGCCCUGUGCGCAGCAGCCCAAUAACUGCGGGGGCGCCGACGACGGGGGUGAAGGUGCAAAGAACUCGGGACAGCAAUCACAAGAUCAGGACGGGACCUCAACAUCUGAUGGAAGAAGAGUAGAUGGAGCAGCCGUGGCUGAGGGCCAGCGUCCGCCCCUUCCCCCUUACAGAUAUCCACCUCUCUACGGAGCAGGCGGUCCUGGUGGGCCUGAAGAAAGGAGAAGGGAACGAAGGGGGCCCCGAAGGGGGCCCCGCGAUAGGGACCCAUCGCCUCAUGGGCACAGAAAUGCAGGGGAGGAAGCCGGGCCUAGUCAUCAACCUGCACAUGGGCCUUCAUCACCUGCUGGAGCGGAAGGCGGUGGGGAUGCUGCCGACGACAGUGGGCGCAGAUUGGAUGACCCGCUUGAACCGCCACCCCCUUACGAGCCACCGGAACCUUGGAGGUUUCCAAUAGGUUUCCCGGACGAACCUCCACCUCCUUACGAGCCCCCAGAUGCUGGGGGCAGGAGGAGACGCAGAGAACACCGAGAUGAUCAGCCGGGACCAUCUCAGGAUACAAGAAGAUUUGGGCUUGGUGCAAUGUUCAGGCGACCGGUGUACGAAUUCCCACGCAUCAAGGAUCCACGGGCAAGAGAUGAUCUGAAUAACAUCAUGGUAUUUUUAAAAGACUUAAAACAUCCACAUCAUGGCCAUCGUCGGGGGAUGUUCACGGUUCUCUUUGGCGAUUUCUCCUUUACAGUUAAAGUCUGGGAGAGGAACUUGAACAAUAUUGGGGGGGAUCUCGAGGACCAACUUUUAGAGUUGGUUGAGGAAUUCGGCCGGCAACCGGGAUUCGUUACUCGCAGAGUUAACUUCGUCACGGAAGUUGACGGCGAAACGUUGGGUGAUGUUGGCAUGCAGAUCGAUGGUGAGUCUAGGCCCCGCCUUGAAUACCAGCGAAUGCAGAAUGAGGGACCCCGGGGAUGGCAUGUCAUAGCGCACAACCCAACCGCACGUACUCGACAGUGUACAGGGGAAGAGAAAACGUUCAGGGUAGAUAAGGGGGCGAAGAAGGAUGGGAUUCGCACUGUUCCUCUACGACUGCAGUUCUAG
Eimeria mitis is the source of this 1344-nucleotide messenger RNA. RefSeq lists its product as uncharacterized. The record is from RefSeq and is a predicted model, not a curated record. NCBI's taxonomy places the organism in Eukaryota, Apicomplexa, Conoidasida, Eucoccidiorida, Eimeriidae.